AUGGCCUCGACGAGACCUACCCGCAAAUCGUCUCGUAUGUCGAGCCCCUUCACCACCAGUCAGAAAGAUGCAUCUCUAUCUGCAGCAAAUAAACCAAAAGAAGAGAAGAAGACCUUUUUAGACAAAUGGGUCGAACCGCCGCUGCGUCAGCCUGCCCCCAGUUUUGAAGAUUACAAAGGCCUAGAAAGACAUGGCGUGCUAGAACACAUGGCCCCUUUGGGAGCCCUUCCAAGUGCAAAAGUGAAGGCAAGAGUCAAGAUUGAAGGUCCUCGACGGGCAAUCCGUGGCAAAAAGAGGGAGACUGCUGCAGCCAAGGAGCGGGCGGAAACCCCUGAUUCCUCAGCCUCUGCCAAUACUAGGAGAUCGGAGUCCAGAAAGAUUGAGGAGAAACCUUCUGCAACAUCUCUACUGCAAGAAGAGGCGGCUGAGAGGAGUUUCCCACCUAGUCCAAGUCCUGGCUCCGGGGUGAAAGCAGUGACGGCAGCGAAAACAUCGAUCGCUUCCACCUCAGAGGUCAAGGCUCCGGAUUCACGUACUCCCGCUGGUCGGGCGAAACUUGAACUGAUUGUCCAAGCCGCGGUCAGGAGAGCUUCUGAGCUUGGAAACCCGGCGCUCGGCUUAGCAAUCAAACAACUGCACACAGAAAGCCUACAAAGGCGAGAUCUGGCUGAUCUCCUGGACGCGGUCUUGAGCCAGCGGUCGACACCGCGACAGACGGGAGAAUUUCAGGCCUACAUCACUCAAGCAAGAAAGCAAAUCAAGAGUCAAAAUUCUACGCUUAAUGGUGGUCGUCGUCUUUCUGUGCCGGCGGAGGCACACUCUACCACCAAAUCCUCAAAGUCGCCUUCGAAGGGUUCACGCUCGGCUGUAACAACCGCUACUGGAAAUAACGUGAGCCCACUGGAAGCGACGGGCCCCAACCAGUCAGACAAGCCCAAGUCAAACCAAAAGGAGUCCGUAAGCAGCGGAAAACGUCGUCAGGCCAACGGCAUGGCUUCUCAAGAAAAUAUUCCCUUGACGCGGUCAAAGAGUGCAUCAAGCUCCUCGUCGCUGUCAUCCAUGACUUCUAUGGAUCAUGAAUUUACUGCGUCCAUGGACGCUGAACCUGGUAAUGCACAGGUUGCCGAGACCUAUGCAAGCAGCCCACCAAUGAACAACGACGAGCCUCACUCGGCGACCGGUCCGAAACUCGAUCUAUUCUCGACAUCAAAUCCUCCAACCAGCAACUCGCUCAAGCGGUCAUCGGCGGCCGCUGGGCUCACUCAGCCCGAUAGCGAUGACACCUUAAUGACAAAGCGCAAACGAAUGUCACGGGCCUUCGAUGACUACAAGGUCACUGAAAGUAAUGUCCGAGUUGAAACAAAACCUCAGCAAGAGAAUUCGCAAGAGGUGACCCCGACGACGAAACCGUCAAACGCUCCGACAGUAAAGCAGACUCUUCGCCUUCGAAAUAGCACCAGAAAAUCUGCAAGACAUGAGCCGGAGCAGCCCCAAUCUCCAUCCUCGUCCGUUACUGGUGGCCCUCGUUCGCCGGCGCCGGCUCUCAUAGGGAGCGCCUCUCGAGCUAGUACUCCAAUUUUGGGUGGGCGUCCACUGAAGAAGAACAAAAAAGGCGCUCGCAUCAAGAUGUCGCCAUCAAAAAAGAAGUCGGGUGUUAUCGCAGGCAUCGCUCGUGGAGGUGGCGCGGCAAGAAACUCGCUCGGCUAUGGGCCCACGGAUGAAAAUGAAGAUUCGGAAAACGAUGAAUUCUGUUCGGCUUGUGGAGGCAGUGGUUAUCUCCUCUGCUGUGAUGGAUGCGAUAGAUCUUUCCAUUUCACUUGUCUUGAUCCUCCGUUAGAUCCCAAUCGUCCUCCAGAUGACUCUUGGUAUUGUUUCAUUUGCGAGUCAAAGAGGGGACCGCCAACACAGUACUCGAGAGGUUUAUUUGCGGCUCUUUUCGGCAAUUUGGAGAAGAAGAAUCCUGUGGCUUUCAACCUCCCUCGAGAAAUCCGAGAGUAUUUCGAAGGGGUCAGGACGGGCGACGAGGGUGAAUACGAAGAGGCUGUCACGCAAAAAUCCAAACCACGUGGGGGUUAUGAAGAAUUCCCUGACCUCUUGAAAUUGAGGGACUCAAAGGGAAAAUAUGUUUUGUGUUUUCGCUGUGGCAAAUCGGCGCUCAAUAACCGAGAAAUUAUUCCAUGCGACUUUUGCAGUUUGCAGUGGCAUCUCGAUUGUUUGGACCCUCCUAUGGCCAAUCCCCCUCCAAAGGCUCUGAACGGAAAGUCCAAGCACAACUGGAUGUGUCCAAACCAUGUCGAUCAUGAGCUGCUUGCUCUUGAUCCAUCAGUCCGCCAAAAUGCCAAGCAAGGCACUGCUGGCAUUGGUAGAAUGCACAAGGUCAGACGACCAAAGAAUGCUAGAAUUGUGGAUCCAGCCCUUCGACGUGGGUUCAUCAACAACGGGCUCAUUGAGAUUGAUAACGACUCGAGCGACGAGGACGAUUUUCACGAUCAGGAAGAGUUUGGGGUGGUCUACCGUCUCCCGGAAAGAGGUGUCAAGCUGGAUUUCAUCGACAAGGUUAAGCGAACUUGUUGGACUGAAAUACGGCCGUCCAUCUUUACGCGGCCUGGAUCUGUGGACAUUUCUGAAGCAAACCCGCCCGUGUCGGCAGAGCUUCAAAUGAAGAUCAAGAGUGAAUUUGACAGGCGAUCUUUUGCCGACCGGCAGCUGGCUUUGAACCUUGCACAGCUCUCUGGUUGUGGCAGCAACUUGAGCCUCAGCGCUGAUGCCGUAGAGAAUCUCAUCAACACCUUGAUUGCUGAAGCUCCGUCUGAUGUGGCUUCGCUAAUGAUAGACUCGGCUGAAAAGGCAUCCAACACUCCACCCUCUCCUCCUGCUUCUGACUCUCGUCUUGGCCAGUCCGAAGCCGGUCCCGUCUCCGACAAAGAAAGAAACACUUUACUUAUGCUCCAAGAGCUCAUUCGUCGUCGCUUGGAGACUUCUUCUCUGGAGGCUUAA
Molecule: messenger RNA, 2997 nt
Organism: Xylona heveae TC161
Lineage: Eukaryota; Fungi; Ascomycota; Xylonomycetes; Xylonales; Xylonaceae
Exons: 6
Coding region: 1-2997 (998 amino acids)
Biological process (GO): regulation of transcription by RNA polymerase II
Cellular component (GO): Rpd3S complex
Source: RefSeq, a predicted model, not a curated record